Messenger RNA from Ostreococcus tauri, 1215 nucleotides. RefSeq names its product Ribosomal protein S1, RNA-binding domain. Bases 1 to 1215 code for a protein of 404 amino acids. The record is from RefSeq and is a predicted model, not a curated record. Gene Ontology annotation, biological process: translation. NCBI's taxonomy places the organism in Eukaryota, Viridiplantae, Chlorophyta, Mamiellophyceae, Mamiellales, Bathycoccaceae. Gene Ontology annotation, molecular function: structural constituent of ribosome; mRNA binding. The transcript has 2 exons.
AUGACUCAAGAAGGAGUCCACGCACGAUCGACGUCAGGCGGAGCCGCCGAGGCGGCGACGGUGGAGGCGCGCGCGGUGCGGCGCGCGACGCGUCCGCACUCGUCGCCGCGCGCGUCCGCGACCCCGAGCGCACGACGAACGCGCGCGAAACGCACGAUGCUGUCCGUCUCGACGAACGCCGCGGCGUCCGUGCGCGGUCUUCGACUGCGCGCCACGAAGGCUUUACGCGGGGGCAAGCCCGCGACGCGCUCGGUGACGCUCCGACGCGGGGCGAUCGUGAGCGAUGAGACGAUCGUGGGCGGUAAAUCCAGCGCGGAGUACGAUGAAUUCGCGAGCCUUCUCGACAAGUACCAGUACAACUACAAGGUUGGCGACGUCAUCACCGGCCGAGUCAAGGCGUGCGAUGCGAAAGGGGCGUGGGUCGAAAUUGGCGCAAAGUCCGAGGCGCUCUGCCCGACGUCCGAGGCGUCGCUCGGCAGCAUUCGUAACGCUGCGUCCGUGUUCGACGUCGAUUCUGAAUACGACUUUGAAGUCAUCCAAGACGACAACGGGGAGGGAUGCUUGACGCUCUCCGUGCGCAGAAUGGAGCUCGCCAAGGCGUGGGACCGCUGCCGCGAAGCGCAAGCGGAGGAUGCCGCGCUCACGGGUGAAGUCUUGAGCGUCAACCGCGGCGGUUUGCUCGUCGAAGUUGAAAAGCUUCGCGGUUUCGUGCCGCAAAGCCACAUCGGCAUUCGCACCCUCAACCGUGAGGAGUUGGUUGGACAACAGCUUCCUUUCAAGUUUAUCGAGGUUGACGAGGAGAAGAACCGACUCGUGCUCUCGCACAGAUUGGCGACGGACAUGGUGUCCGCGGAAGGCUUAGAAGUUGGCGACGUCGUGGAGGGCAUGGUGCAAGCGGUGAAGCCGUACGGCGCGUUCGUGGAUGUCGGUGGUCAGAGCGGGUUGUUGCACAUUUCUCAAAUUUCGCACGAGCGCAUCGUUGCCGUCGAGAAUGUGCUGUCUGCGGGUGAUCGCAUCAAGGUGUUGGUCAUGUCCAAGGACGCUGAGCGUGGUCGCUUGUCUCUGAGCACGAAGAAGCUUGAACAAAACCACGGCGACAUGCUCCGCAACCCGUCCGCCGUCUUCGAGACCGCCGAGGAGAUGGGUCGUCAAUUCAGGGAGAAGAUGCAAGCCGCCGAGGGUGUCGUGAUGUCGGUCGAUGAGGGCGACAACUAA